Messenger RNA from Psilocybe cubensis, 1278 nucleotides. RefSeq lists its product as uncharacterized. Gene Ontology annotation, biological process: macroautophagy. NCBI's taxonomy places the organism in Eukaryota, Fungi, Basidiomycota, Agaricomycetes, Agaricales, Agrocybaceae. The transcript is spliced from 4 exons. Gene Ontology annotation, cellular component: fungal-type vacuole membrane. The record is from RefSeq and is a predicted model, not a curated record. The coding region runs from base 1 to 1278 and encodes 425 amino acids.
AUGCGCUCAUCAAAUCCGCUUUCAUUCCUCGUUCCUAUCCUGCCUAUUCUUCUUCCUUCGUUUGCUCAAGAUCAGGGAUCGAAUUCCUCCGAGUCUUCGUACGGUCAAGAAUGUGUUCAAGCCCUUCAAUCUGCGGGCUUCACCCAACUUGCGACGGUUCUGACUCAAGUGAACGAUACACCUCCCGCUCAGGCCCUUUUCAGUGAGCUUUCGAGUGGUAGGAAUUUUACGCUCUUCGCGCCAAUCGACCAAGCGUUCCAAAACGUCUCGUCCAACGUCACAGGCAAUUCCACCCUCCUCGCUGAAUACCUGUCCUACCAUUUCGUCCAAGGCGAAUUCCAGAAUGCAUCUUACACCAACACAUCGUCUGAAGGUGGUGGUGGAGGUGCCGGAGGUGCGACGUCUUCUAUGUCUUCGGAAACUAUGACUUCUUCAUCGGAAACCCAAUCUUCUGAGACCUCGACCGAGACUGCUUCUGCGACUACCGCUGCUUUGUGGGGAGGACUUUUUGGUCGUCAGGAUCAGGGCGGAGGCAGUAACUCUAGCGAAGGGCCAGGUCCGGGCCCACAUCCACAACCCUAUGCUGGAAUCUGGCAGAACGUUACCAUCGGCCGCACCCUUCUCAACUCGUCAAAUCUUGUUCAUCUCGAAGGCAACAAGAGUCAAGUUCUUGUUUGGACGAGAUACGAGCAGAACGGUAACAUUUCGAUUCUCAACCAACCACAAAACGUUACUGUGGUCAAUUCCACCGUAUGGAGGAAUCUCUUCAUCAACGGUGUGACCGGCGUUAUCGUCCCUCCCGGCAACCUCACUGCUGCUCUCACUGCCGUCAAUGCCACUGCCGCUCAGAAUCUUGUGUCGACCAUCCAGAUCCCCGCCGAAAACGGUACGAACGUGACAGCGCUUGAAGCUCUCGAAAGCGCCCGAGGAAUUACUUUAUUCGUUCCCAACGACGAGGCAUUUACAUCGGAAGUCAACGAAACUUUGUCCGGAUUGCAGAGUAAUCAGACAGCUCAGACCAACCUCCUUCAGAAUCACUACAUCAACGGCACCAGUUUGUACUCGACAGAGAUCACCAACAGCACGCAAGGCGUUACUGCUGCGGGAGAGCCUCUCACCUUCUCUAGGAACGAAACGGGUCUCUUUGUAUCAGGCACCAAUGGAUCAACCGCCCAGAUCAUUCGUCCAGACGUUCUCGUCCAAAAUGGCGUUGUGCACAUCAUCGAUCGCGUCUUUGUAGUCGAAUCGUCGAAUCCAUCGGAAGCUGGUACUGCGUAA